AUGGAGUCCACCAUGGAUCUCAACUCCAUCCUAUCGCAUGCAUCCGAACUCGCCGUCCGCUCCACAACAACAGGCCGUCCAGCCGUCUACAAAGCGGUCGGAAUAUCGCUAGCAGUCGCAUCUGGCCUCUUCAUCGGCGUCUCGUUCGUACUGAAGAAAAUCGGUCUCCUCAAGGCAAACGUGAAGUAUAAUGAAGAGGCAGGUGAGGGAUAUGGAUAUCUGAAGAACUUCUACUGGUGGAGUGGUAUGAGCCUGAUGAUCAUCGGCGAGAUCUGCAAUUUUGUCGCGUACGCUUUUGUCGACGCAAUCCUGGUUACACCUCUCGGUGCGUUAUCUGUGGUGAUCACCACGAUCUUAUCAGCCAUCUUCUUGAAGGAAAGGUUAAGUUUCGUCGGCAAGGUUGGCUGCUUCAUGUGCAUUAUCGGCUCAGUCGUCAUCGCCAUGAACGCCCCUCAACAAUCUUCUGUCGAUGAUAUCCAAGAAAUGCAGAAAUACGUGAUUGCCCCGGGCUUUUUGUCCUAUGCUGGUGUCAUUAUCGUCGGCGCCGCCAUCACUGCCUUUUGGGUUGGUCCGCGCUAUGGAAAGAAGAGCAUGUUCGUCUAUAUCAGCAUCUGCAGUAUGGUCGGUGGAUUGAGUGUUGUUGCGACUCAGGGCUUGGGCUCGGCAAUUCUGGCGCAGAUUAACGGAGAGUCGCAGUUCAAACACUGGUUUUUCUGGGUCUUGCUCGUCUUUGUCGUCUGCACGCUGUUGACAGAGAUUAUAUAUCUCAAUAAAGCUCUGAAUAUCUUCAAUGCCGCCCUCGUCACCCCAACUUACUACGUCUUGUUCACUAGUGCCACGAUUAUAACAUCUGCCAUUCUCUUUCGAGGGUUCAAGGGUACCGCUAUCGAAAUUACAACUGUUAUAAUGGGCUUCUUGCAAAUCUGCUCCGGUGUGGUCCUCCUGCAGCUGUCAAAGUCUGCGAAAGAUGUCCCCGACGCUGCGGUUUUCAAGGGUGAUUUGGACCAGAUCCGCGAGGUUGUCGGACAGGAGGAGCCCGAGUAUGAACCAAAGGCGGACUCCAUUCGUGGUACUGCGUCUAUUCUCCGCCACGUUUCAUCCGCUCGCCGUACGCAUGAGAAUGAGGAAGCACGACGGCUUUAUCAUGAGAAGCAUCAAGAUUCUCUCGAGCCGCCCAAUGAGAACGAGAUCAUCGAAUGGGAUGGUCUCCGCCGGCGUAAGACUGUUAUCGGUGACGGGCCCAGGAUAUCUCGAGCAUCCUCAACAAGACAGCCAAUGCCGACUCUACCGCCUCUACCGCCUCUACCACCUCUUGGAAUGUCACGAUUCCCAGAUCCUGAAAAUGAAGAACACGAACAUGACGAGUACGAACCACGACCCCCCUCCCACCAAAGCAGCCGCUCAUUCAUGAGUGAUUUCCAAGCCCGUGCUUCUAACGUGCUUCACCAUGGUAAAUGGAUUCCUCUGCACGAAGACGAAGAGGCAGAGGAAGUCACAGGCUCAAAAAACAGCAUGAGAAUGACAGAGAUGAAGCUUCAGACUGAUGGCUCUGAUGACACCGCGUACCAUGGUGCCAGGGCCUUGAGAGGUCAUGAGCGCAGCGACACUCUGCGCUCUGUCUCGGGGGUCGACGAGAAAGCCCAUGAACAUCCUCCUAGAACUCCCGACAACCUAGCAGUUGACCCGACAGCACAGCGCCAAUUCUCCUUUAAUAAAAUGUUCAACCGUAUCAAACCCAUCCGCUCACCAUCACCCCAGGGUAUGUCCAAUCCGCGACGUGGUAUCCUGCGCCGGUCAUCGCACCACACUCCAGAUGGAGCAACUGAAGAAGAACGACUUGGCUUGGUCCACGGUGAUUCCCGCACCAGCCAGCCAGAAGAGGAGCCACAAUUAGACCGUCUCAAUAGUAACGAGUCAGAGCUCGACGAAACUCAACCAAUGCAACCAGCUCGCCUGCACAGCAACUCCGCCUCGUCCAUAUCGGCGUUCCCACCAUACGAGGACCACCAGGCCUUCUAUUCGUCGCAUGGAGCAUCAGCAUCCGUGUCCAACCCAUACUACUUCCCACAAUCACGCCAGGCCACAGCCUCUCCAGGACCCUACGAAAACUGGCAGAUUCCUCCCAGCAGCAACCACAACCAGAGCCACGGCCACACCCGCACCCGCACAGACUCCUCAUCUCAUCGCGCACCACCUCCCGCCCAAUCCUCUUACUCAACCCACCGCCACCCAAACCCGCUCCCCCCACUCCCGCAGGAAGAUGACGCCGUUCUCGGUAUGAGAUCCGUUUCAUCCGACUCUUCCAAUCUCGGUGUCGCCUCCGUUUCCUCUACAGAGGCCCACGACGACGAUAACCGUCAAGGUCAAGCUCCGACUCUAGCUCAUCCUACUUAUCCCUCCCGUUGGAGUGCUGGCUGGCGCCGCGACUUUACCGAUGAGUCUUCCCCGAGUCAAGAUCCGGUUCAGGGUCAUCGAAAGAGCCAGAGCCAUGGCCGAAGCGGUGCAUUCCUCUAG
Penicillium taxi is the source of this 2514-nucleotide messenger RNA. RefSeq names its product DUF803 domain membrane protein. The record is from RefSeq and is a predicted model, not a curated record. The transcript is spliced from 2 exons. Gene Ontology annotation, molecular function: magnesium ion transmembrane transporter activity. Gene Ontology annotation, biological process: magnesium ion transport. Gene Ontology annotation, cellular component: membrane. The coding region runs from base 1 to 2514 and encodes 837 amino acids. Lineage: Eukaryota; Fungi; Ascomycota; Eurotiomycetes; Eurotiales; Aspergillaceae.